Molecule: messenger RNA, 401 nt
Organism: Setaria italica (foxtail millet)
Lineage: Eukaryota; Viridiplantae; Streptophyta; Magnoliopsida; Poales; Poaceae
Product: polcalcin Phl p 7
Exons: 1
Coding region: 88-330 (80 amino acids)
Molecular function (GO): calcium ion binding
Source: RefSeq, a predicted model, not a curated record
AGCGCCGGAGACUGAUCGCUGCCACAUAAUAUAGCUGCAGAGAGAGAUCGGAGGAGGAGCACACACCGGCCGGGUCGAGAGGCGAUAAUGGCGGAGACGGCGGACAUGGAGCGGAUCUUCAAGCGGUUCGACACCAACGGCGACGGCAAGAUCUCGCUGUCGGAGCUGACGGAGGCGCUGCGGACGCUGGGGUCCACCUCCGCCGACGAGGUGCAGCGCAUGAUGGCGGAGAUCGACACCGACGGCGACGGCUGCAUCGACUUCAACGAGUUCAUCACCUUCUGCAACGCCAACCCGGGGCUCAUGAAGGACGUCGCAAAGGUCUUCUGAUUGACCUGCAACAUAUAUAUCAUCUACCAUCCAUGAAUCAAUCAGCUCCAAGAUCGGGUUCAGCUGGCUCG